UUUCUUUCCUCUAUCGAAAGCGAAUUUUUUUGGUUGAAAUAAUCAAUCAAUCAAAUGAUAUACAGGUGAGCUAUCACUUCUGAAAGACAAGUAGUGUUGUAGGGUUGUAUAAUGUGAGGUAGGUUAUAGUGCAAAGGACCAGCGUUUCUUAAUACGUGCUUUGAAGUUUUUGUCCCGUUCUAGCAUUAGAGGGAUCCACAAUCUCUUUCUUAUUAUACUUCCAAGAGGAAAAGGGGAUGAUAUAGCUAGAUCAUUUUUAUUGGUUGUGUAUGUGUAAACCUACUUCUUCUGAUCUUCAUUCUACACCUUCCUGUAUGUGGCAAGAAAGAGAAGAAAGAAACCCCACCACCAUUCCAAUCCCACUAGUUUGUUGACGCACGCGUUCUUCCUUCAUUGGCUUAUGAAGCAAUAAUAAUGGUUAGUGAGACUAAAUUAGAGGUGUUCCUAUGUCCUCACUCAUAAUCAUUGCUUUGACCUAAAUGACCACCCAAAAAGUAGGUAAAAUAAGGCUGCGAAACAUCAUCCAUCUUGAUUAAUAGUUUCUACUUCCACAUAUCUCUUACUCCUUGCUCCUGCAUAUUUCCGCAAAUAAAAUAAUAAGAACGCCACACACUACUAGGGUUAGGGUUAGCCAACCCCAGGAGCAUUGACCUAUAUAUAGAUAGGCCUAUAGAAUUAUACCACCAAAUAUGUAUGUGUGUGCGCGUGUAGCCAUCAUCUAAUUCUUGUGGGUGAAAAUCUGAAAUCGAUAACUGAUUGUUAAGUCUGAGAUAUCUGCACGUAUACAUAGACGCAUAGGGUUUUUCAUUUUGAAGAAGAGAUCAGAGAUCGAUCGAGAAGGAUGAAGAAGAGACAGGUGGCGGUGAAGACUUCGUCAACGGUGAUAAGGAACGUAAGGUACGGGGAGUGCCAGAAGAAUCACGCGGCCAAUAUCGGAGGGUACGCGGUGGAUGGGUGCAGGGAGUUCAUGGCCAGUGCAGGGGAAGGAACCAGCGGCGCUCUCACGUGUGCUGCUUGUGGCUGCCACCGCAACUUCCACCGUAGGGAAGUGCAAACUGAGGUUGUCUGUGAGUACUCUCCUCCUCAUCAUCAAAACUGAAAUUGAAUUGAAUUUUUGUGCCUAUCGAAUUAAUUAACUAAUGAUUGAUUUUUUCGUUUCUUGUAAGCCUGGGUUACUAAUACAUAGAUUAAACAUCUCUAUAUAUAUUAUUCUUGUAAAACAAAAUUCUAUAUGAAAAUUGGUGGAUGGGAACCAUCUAUUUAUGCUUCUUUACUCUAACCAAUUGAUAGCCCAGCCAUGAUAUAUAUAUACCUUGUUAUGUUUGAAUUUAUAUUUGCUUUGAUGAGCUGGGGAAGAAGAAAAAGGGCUUAGCUUUCCCCGCAGUUUGGUUUCUUGUAUUGCACUUAAUGAGUGAGUUUUCAAAUUUGGUUCUGAUAGUGAUUUAUACU
Arachis ipaensis is the source of this 1449-nucleotide messenger RNA. RefSeq names its product mini zinc finger protein 3-like. Gene Ontology annotation, molecular function: transcription cis-regulatory region binding; DNA-binding transcription factor activity. Gene Ontology annotation, biological process: regulation of developmental process; regulation of DNA-templated transcription. The record is from RefSeq and is a predicted model, not a curated record. Gene Ontology annotation, cellular component: nucleus. NCBI's taxonomy places the organism in Eukaryota, Viridiplantae, Streptophyta, Magnoliopsida, Fabales, Fabaceae.